This is a messenger RNA of Tigriopus californicus, 4141 nucleotides long. RefSeq lists its product as uncharacterized. Gene Ontology annotation, molecular function: ligand-gated sodium channel activity. Gene Ontology annotation, cellular component: membrane. NCBI's taxonomy places the organism in Eukaryota, Metazoa, Arthropoda, Copepoda, Harpacticoida, Harpacticidae. Gene Ontology annotation, biological process: sodium ion transmembrane transport. The record is from RefSeq and is a predicted model, not a curated record.
GGCCUCAAAAGCUGGUCGCUCUUUUUUGAGUGGAGACUUAUUGGAUGGAAUGGCGGGGUGCGAAGACUGCGAAGACUCCCCGUCAGCCUUGCUUCAGAAGCUCGACUCCGACGUCGUCGACGAUACACGGACUAAUCGGAUAGUUGAAGGAGCCAGCGUAUUAGGUGUAGAACUAAACCAGAGCCUCAAAUAUUCUGGCACUUCUCCUUCAUCUAGUUUAUCCAUCCAUGGCUCCUCUGUGGAGAGCAAUACGUGCUACAUACUAGUGCGAGGCAAGUCAGUAAGGUGGAAGAGAUUUACUUCCACGACUUCCAAGACCCCUCAAGACCAAUUAGUGGUGUUUAGGAGAGGCUGUUGCAUCGAGCUUCGAGUAAUUGCCUCAUUAUGGAGUGGUUUCGGCCAUAAGACGGAAAAAACGUGUGUGAGAGUGAUUUGAAUAUCGACGUCAAAAGAAGCCUCGCUCAAAAUAUGAUGACCACGCCCCAGAUAUCUGUCAAUUCUGAACCCACACACUCCGGCAUCUGCACUAUAGAGGGCGUGCCAUUGGGUUUACCUUCUACCAAUAGGUGAACAUUUUGUGCAAAUCUCAGUCAUAGGAUCGUCUCUGUCAACUUCAAAAGGAGCAUCCCCAGGCAUCGUUGUGCUCCCUUUUCCAUCUGAUCAAGUUGUUUCACUCCAAGACCCCAAUGAAGUGACAGCUAGUGUUCCAGUUGCUGUCACUUAAAAUCUGCACAAAUGUCUGGACACCUUAUUUCGGACAGUCUUCGAGCCAAGACCCUCCGCUUUCAAUCCUAAUGGAAGAAAUACCAGGUGUGUGUGAUUAAGCUCAGCACUGAAGGUAUGCAUCGGCUUCUUCAGGAGGCACGCGGAAUAUACCAGGUUCUCCACUCCAUUGAACCUUCGGCGGCCUUCGGAUCAGGAGAUUAGACCACGGCGGUCUUAACUUAAUCAAGGCCCUCUUGAUGCUAAAGUGAGUGGUGGAGACUGGUCGCCGCAGUAAUACACUGUGGGCGUCGAAAGAUGGACGCUGAGGACUAUAACAACCAUAGCAAUAGCCAUCUUCGGUGUCCCAAGCAUUCAUUUUUGUAUAAUAAUAGUGAUGAAUCCGGCUCGAACGAGCCGAGUGAAGCCCAAGGUAAUGAAGAGUAUGUUCGUCGUGAGGAAAGGAGCCUAGAUCUCAGUGACAGUGAGGACUUUCAAGAUCGUAACGUGGACUUUAAUUGCUCAAGAAACGGACAAUCCCAUCACGUGCAUCAUUCUCUUCGAGAUUCGCCAGGCAAACAUCGUAUGGUGACCAAGACUAAGCCAUGGUCCAUUGACGGGGAAAAGUCCGUCACGGUUUUGGAACACGGUCCCAAUGUGUCGUCUCAAACGGUUCCACUGCCCUUGGGGAGUCAUGUUCUGACCAUGAUGCCCAAUAACCGGAGUUGUGCCAAUGAAUCUUGGGCGGUGUUGGGCAACUCCGCCCCUAGUUCAAUUGAGGCCGGACGCACCUUGUCUUGUCCCGUCUAUGGAAAUACGAGACCCGAAGACCCGUCAAUCAGGCACGCCUCCAUGUCCACGGAGCGUCGAGGCAAGCGAAGUCGAUCGAGCUCCUCGAGGAAUCAGAAGAAGAAGAAGAAGCGCAAGAGGAAGCAACGGAAACGCCCCCGCCCAUUUUGCAUGUCCCAAACGAUCGAGAACUUCCGGACGUUCUGUAACCAGACGAGUCUUCACGGUUGGCAAUACAUCGCGCAGAAACACAGUUCAAGUGCAAAACACGUGUUUUGGGCCAUGAUUGUGAGCCUUUCAAUGGCCACUGCCUCGUUCUUCCUCUACAAUAACACGAUGGACUUUAUGGACGCCACGGUGGUGACCACCGUUGACACCAUGACCGUUCCAUUGACCGAAGUCUUCUUUCCUUCCGUGGUUGUUUGCAACAUCAAUCAAGUCCGGAAGUCGUUCUUCCAAGAAUUGGGGAUCUAUGAUAAUGAAACCUUCAUCCGACAAAUCUAUUACGACUAUAUCGAAGGCAAAUCGUCCAACUCUGAGAACCUCUAUCACAAGAAAAACGAUGGAGAGAAGAUUGCCCUCCACGAGAAGAUCCUCAAGGAGUAUCUCGAAAAAAUGAACGAGACCACAGAAGCUGAGCAAUCCAUCAAUUGGGUCACACACCAAAAGUGCAAGGACAUGUUCAUUCUCAGCAAGUGGAAUUCUACUACAACCUACGGCUUUGAGAUUGAUCGUGACUUUGGGACUGAUUACGGCAUCUGUUGUUGGUACACUCCUCAGCUCAACUUCUCCGAGAUCCUGGAUCACAUGCAAGAGCACAAUUUAAGUGAUCCCCAUUGGGNUCCAAUAACCUGAAGUGGCCAUCACUUUAAGUGAAAGACAAAUAGGCGAGAAGUGGCCGGUCAAUCUGGAAUUCUACUACAACCUACGGCUUUGAGAUUGAUCGUGACUUUGGGCUACAGCUACUACGACGAAGGCUCAGAAGGCCUGAAAGUGGCAUUGGUUCAUCAUUUGGAUAUGCCCAUCAUGAGGCAGACGGGGUUUCAUAUUGCCCCCGGGACGGAAAACCAGAUCGCUGUCACUCCGACACUGAUUCAAACAUCCAAAAACGCCAUGCUACGAUUCACUCCAGCUGAGCGCGAUUGCUAUUCUGAAGAUGAGAUCUCGCUCAAGUACUUGCCCCGAGAUCAUGGAUAUCGUUACGAGAUGAGCAACUGUCUCUUUGAAUCGGCCUUUGAAAACAUCCUGAAGCAAUGCAAAUGUUUCCCGGGAUUUCAUACCAUGGGAGGAGAACACGCCAUGGAGCACUACGACGUCUGCAUUGGUCCCAACUUGACUUGCAUGAACGACCUAAUGAACCGCAUGGGACAAUUUGACCACGUGGAAUACAAGGGCAAGCAAGUGAAAUGUCGCUCGAGCUGCGAGGACCAGAUCAAUUCUCUGUUUGUCACGACAUCCUCGUACCCAAACCGCAAGACCUUGAUUUAUCGCGAGGAGUUCUGCAUCCUUGCCCGAAAUCUCGUCGAGAAAUGUCGAGGACCCAAACGGAAGCCUUUGGAGAGAGAAUAUCCUAACAUUUGUGGUGUGCUUUCGCCCUUGGAGACCAUUGAAUUCUGCAAUAACAAUAAUUGGGACAUCCGGAGACACACCAUUCCUGAUUGCAAUAGCACCUACUGUCCAAUCGAAAGUUCAAUCUUGGAAUAUGCCCGCGAAAACUUGGUCAUGUUCAACAUCUUCAUCAAGGACCCUUACGCGAAGCGAUUCCAGAAGGAUGAAAAAAUCACCAAAACGUCGUACAUCGCCAACUCGGGAGGUCUUUUGGGCCUUUGCAUGGGGUUUUCGCUGAUCUCUGGAGCUGAGAUUCUCUUCCAUUGUUUCUUUGGCGUGUUCUCAGUGCUCAUGCCGUCCAAGAUGAGACGAAGACACAACUACUUGAGAAAAUACUGUCAGACCAACACUUUGGAAGACAUAGAUGAGGAGGGCGAUAACGAUCCCGAAGACGAUGAGGACAACGAUUGCCUCUGCCAUCCCCACGGAGAAGGCGAAGAAGAGCAAGUCUGUUGCUGCCACCAUCAUCAUCAUCACUAUUGUUGUUCAAGCAGCAAUCAACAUGAACUGGUACUCGCGGGUGAACCUAGUUCCCAAGAUGACCACCUGCCCGUCCCGCCCCCACCCCCUCCAGCCUAUCCAAGUCUUGCCUCUCACCAGCUGCCGGUCAUAAGUGACUCUUCAGCUUACGAUUCUCCUGCCUCGAGUGCCAUCAUGAACCACAACUCGAGUCUCGGCAAUCAGGAGAUGCUGCCCCUCAAUCUCAUGAACCAUUUGGGCAAUGGGCGGGAUUUAUCUUUGACGGUUCUGGGGCAUCCCAACCAUCACCAACAAUGUGCUCUGAAUUCCCGCGCCCUUAAGGUGGAGUUGGGCAAUGCGAACCUUCUUAACGGGAACAUGGCCAAGAUGCAGGUUGGGCCGGAGCGAAUCAUAUGAUUCUUGACGACCUCAGUUGACGAGUUAAAAAGAAAGUGCCUCCUUAGAAGUGUUGGAGUUCCGUCAGGGAAAGCGAUUUGGCGCUUGCAAGCAAGACGGGUUUGGCGCCAGAGCCGGCUUCCACGUCAACCCAAGGCAGUUGAUACAAUAGUGUAUUAUAUUCUGG